Molecule: messenger RNA, 784 nt
Organism: Erigeron canadensis
Lineage: Eukaryota; Viridiplantae; Streptophyta; Magnoliopsida; Asterales; Asteraceae
Product: selenoprotein F
Exons: 4
Coding region: 74-595 (173 amino acids)
Cellular component (GO): endoplasmic reticulum lumen
Molecular function (GO): oxidoreductase activity
Source: RefSeq, a predicted model, not a curated record
UUCAAGUCAAAAUCUGAUUCAAAUUCAUAUAUUGAUUCCUUUAUUCAUUCUAUAUAUCAAUCAACCCUCAAAAAUGUCCAACAAGUCAAUAAUAAUAAUAAUAAAUUAUGCAUCAGCAGUAUUAAUAUUAUCACUAUUAUUAUUUGUAUCUUCAACAGCAGCAUCAGCAGCAGAAGAUGAAAAUAAAAAGCUAAGCAGAAAAGAGUGUGAAGAAUUAGGGUUUACAGGUCUUGCAUUGUGUUCCGAUUGUAAUGCCCUUUCUGAAUAUAUCAAAGAUCAAGAACUACUGUCUGAUUGCAGAAAAUGUUGUGACGAGGAUUCUGAUGACGCAACUAGCAAGAUUAUAUAUGCCGGUGCUGUUCUGGAGGUGUGUAUGAGGAAGCUCGUGUUCUAUCCUGAAGUUGUUAAUUUCAUAGAAGAUGAAAAGGAAAAGUUUCCUUCUGUCAAAGUUCAAUAUUCAUUUAAUGCGCCACCAAAGUUGAUCAUGUUGGACGAUGCUGGACAACAAAAAGAAAUCAUAAGGAUUGACAACUGGAAGCGUGAACACAUAAUUGAGUUUUUGAGGGAGAAGCUGAAGCCUACAUCGACAGUUUGAUCGGUCAGUUAGUCUGGUUCUUGCGCUAUCUUAGCAGGGCUUGCAAUACCUUUGUCUAAACAAUCUGCUGAACUUUCUUUUGUAACAUUUAGAAAUAUAUCUACUUAAUCAUCUGGUGCAGUUCUAUACUUCUAUAUUAGUUCAUAAUCAUAUUAAAGAUUUUAAGAUAAUGAUAAAUCCAUUGCUUUC